This is a messenger RNA of Penicillium cataractarum, 2829 nucleotides long. Its product is annotated as ATP-dependent RNA helicase DBP10. Gene Ontology annotation, cellular component: nucleus. Gene Ontology annotation, molecular function: RNA helicase activity; RNA binding; ATP binding. NCBI's taxonomy places the organism in Eukaryota, Fungi, Ascomycota, Eurotiomycetes, Eurotiales, Aspergillaceae. The transcript has a single exon. The coding region runs from base 1 to 2829 and encodes 942 amino acids. The record is from RefSeq and is a predicted model, not a curated record.
AUGCCUCGUCGCGAAGCUUCUCCGGCCAUGUCGGAGAACGAGUUCGACAUUACCAGUGCCCUUUUCCAAAAUGACGAUGAUUCCGACGUCGAUGUCGGCAAAUCUGCGCCCCGACAGAAACCCGAUACCACGCAAGACCUUGAUUUUCUCAAUGCCGACGACGAUGGCGAUGCGGCCUUUAUUGCGACACAACAGGCUUCGGCAAACCGAAAGGGAUCUAAUCUCAAGGGCCGUACGGUGAAGAAAGGUGGUGGUUUCCAAGCCAUGGGUCUCAAUGCCAACCUGCUCAAGGCCAUCGCCCGCAAAGGUUUCUCGGUUCCCACUCCCAUUCAACGAAAGACGAUUCCCGUGAUUAUGGACGACAAGGACGUCGUCGGUAUGGCUCGAACUGGUUCCGGAAAGACUGCGUCAUUCGUUAUCCCCAUGAUUGAGAAAUUGAAGAGCCAUAGCGCCACGUUUGGUGCCCGUGCUUUGAUCAUGUCGCCCUCGCGUGAACUUGCUUUGCAGACACUCAAGGUCGUCAAGGAAAUGGGACGUGGAACAGAUUUGAGAUCGGUUUUGCUCGUCGGUGGUGAUAGUCUGGAGGAUCAGUUUGCCAUGAUGGCCGGCAACCCCGACAUCGUGAUCGCGACACCUGGUCGAUUCUUGCACUUGAAGGUUGAGAUGGACCUCGAUCUAUCAAGUAUCCGUUACGUCGUGUUCGAUGAGGCUGAUCGUCUCUUUGAAAUGGGUUUCGCUGCCCAAUUGACCGAAAUUCUUCACGGCCUUCCUUCCAAUCGACAGACACUCCUUUUCUCUGCGACUCUUCCCAAGUCGCUUGUGGAAUUCGCGCGCGCCGGUCUACAAGAGCCUAGCCUUGUGCGUCUUGAUACCGAGAGCAAGAUCUCCCCCGAUCUCCAAAAUGCCUUCUUUGCUGUCAAGUCGUCCGACAAGGAGGGUGCAUUGCUCCACAUCUUGCAUAACGUCAUUAAAAUGCCCACCGGGCCCACUGAAGUUUCCCAAAGGUUCAAGGCGGAAAGUGAGAACCCCAAGAACAAGAAGCGCAAGCGACCGGACUCUGGAAAGUCUAUCUACAAGGAGUCGCCCACGGAGCACUCCACCAUUGUCUUCGCUGCGACAAAGCACCACGUCGACUAUCUCUACUCCCUCUUGGUUGAAGCCGGCUUCGCCACGUCCUACGCCUACGGUAGUCUUGACCAACUGGCAAGAAAAAUUCAGGUAGGUUACUUCCAGUAUGUCAAUUAUCUCACGACACAGACACUGACCAUAUCACCAACACAGGUCGAAAAUUUCAGAAAGGGAAUUUCCAACAUUCUCGUUGUCACUGAUGUGGCUGCUCGUGGUAUUGAUAUUCCUGUUCUCGCCAACGUGAUCAACUACGACUUCCCCUCCCAGCCUAAGAUCUUCGUCCACCGUGUUGGUCGUACCGCCCGUGCCGGGCAAAGUGGAUGGAGUUACAGUCUAGUCCGCGACGCGGAUGCCCCAUACCUGCUUGAUCUCCAGCUUUUCCUGGCUCGGCGAUUGGUCUUGGGCCGUCAAUUUGGAACCCAGGUGAACUACGCCGAAGAUGUCGUUGUCGGUACCCUUGCCCGCGACCCUCUCUCCGAGAACUGCGAAUGGGUCAACAAAGUUUUGAGUGAGGCUGCCGAUAUUGCCUCGCAGCGUCAGGUGUCAGUCCGUGGUGAGAAGCUCUACAUGCGCACUCGAAAUGCGGCAUCUCUGGAGAGCGCGAAGCGAGCCAAGAAGGUCACGGCUAGCGAGGAUUGGUCCACCCUUCAUCCCCUGUUCAACGACGACGAGAGCCUCAUGGAAGCGGAGCGUGAAAAGAUGCUCGCCCGUAUCGGCGGCUUCCGGCCAUCGGAGACCGUCUUCGAGGUUCAGAACAGACGUGGUGGCAAGCAAGAGGGCGGAGAAGCCAUUGAUACCAUCAAGCGAAUCCGUGCCACAGUUGACAAGAAGAAGCUCCGUGCCCAGAACAAGGAGCAAUCUGAGCUGGCUGAGUUGGGUAUCAAUGUCAGCCAAGCAGAUGGAGAGGAUGAGGGCGAUGAGGAUGACGAUAUCCCUGACGAGGCUGGAGAUAACAUGUCUGAGGCAUCCGAGUCUGAAUUGGAAGUGACUUUCUCCGCCUACAACUCGAAGGACAAACAAGCCGACAAGUCAAACGGGGUAUCGGCAUCUUCAUUCCAGAAUCCUGAUUACUUCAUGGGCUACACGCCCGCAAACCACAAUAGCGCGGAAGACCGGGCCUACGGUGUCCACUCUGGUACCAACUCCAACUUCGCGCACGAGUCGCGGAACGCGACUAUGGACCUGAAUGGUGAUGAAGGCCAGAAGAACUUUGGUGAGAACCGAUCUGUCAUGCGUUGGGACAAGCGACACAAGAAGUAUGUCGCCCGUCAGAACGAUGAGGAUGGUUCCAAGGGUACACGCCUCGUCCGCGGUGAGAGUGGUGCCAAGAUUGCCGCCAGUUUCCGUAGUGGCCGAUUCCAGAGCUGGAAGAAGGGCAAGCGUAUGAGCAACUUGCCUCGUGUGGGUGAAGCCGAGACGCCUGGUCUCUCCACAGGAUCGGGCAUGCCGGGCGGGCACGGCCCUGGUGGUCGAUUCCGACACCAGAGGCAGCAGGCUCCCAAGCGGGCCGACCCGUUGCGAUUCGACUACGAGAAACAGAAGAAGAAGAAUGACACGGCUCGGGAGCGUCAGCAAUCCCAGGCUGGCGGCGCUGCGUCGCACGGAAAGAGUGAGAUUCGCUCGACUGAUGAUAUUCGGAAGGCGCGGAAGCUCAAGCAGAGACGCCGCGAAAAGAACGCGCGCCCUUCGAAGAAGCGUUAA